Paraphaeosphaeria sporulosa is the source of this 825-nucleotide messenger RNA. RefSeq lists its product as uncharacterized. The transcript is spliced from 4 exons. NCBI's taxonomy places the organism in Eukaryota, Fungi, Ascomycota, Dothideomycetes, Pleosporales, Didymosphaeriaceae. The record is from RefSeq and is a predicted model, not a curated record. The annotation marks the transcript as partial.
GAAUUUUACGAGCUAGGGGUGUUAAUCUUUGCUGUGGUUAUUAUGCUCCUCUUCUUAGCAUGGACAACGGUUGCCCUCCGGAUGUGGGUGCGUUUAGGCAUUACCAAAUCUCCUGGGUGGGACGAUGCUACGAUGCUCAUUGCGCUGUGCUUGUUCACGUGCUAUUGCGCCUUCAUAUUGACGAUCACCUUGCGGAGUAGAGCGCACCGGCAGUUCACUGAGAUGGAAUUGCUGCAAAGCCUCGUUUACGUCCAAUUGAGCAAGGUCUUUUACAUCCUCACAACAACAUUCCUCAAGAUCUCACUAGGUCUUUUCUUCCUGCGAUUGCUCACCAAACCCUGGCAAACCCGCCUCUUCCAUGUGAUCCUUGCAAUCUCGGGUGUCUUCGGCAUUUUUUACUUCUUCGUUACCCUCUUCGUUUGUGGAAGUCCAACAAAACUCGCGGACAGUUUUAUCGGCGCUCGCGCAAAGCACUGUGCCCCGGUCUGGUUCGUUUUGACUACAGGCUAUAUCUAUGGCAUCAUCAACGUCGUAGCCGACUGGAUUUUCACGCUUAUACCCAUCGUCAUCCUGAUGGACAGCACAAUGGAUCGCCGUUCAAAGAUCUCAGUGGGCAUAGUCAUGUCUUUUGCUGCUGUCGGCUCUAUAUCAUCUAUCAUGCGCAUGGUGUAUUUGAAGGGCUUACUGUUCGAAAAUAGUGUAUCCACUACCUCGAUCAAAGCCACAAUAUGGGCGACUGCUGAACCCGGCACGGGCAUCAUCGCUGCAUCUGCUGCCAUUCUUCGUCCGCUCUUCCGCAAAAUAUAUACCGAUGUGCGUGACAAA